Rhipicephalus microplus (southern cattle tick) is the source of this 9313-nucleotide messenger RNA. RefSeq names its product solute carrier family 66 member 2. Gene Ontology annotation, cellular component: trans-Golgi network; endosome. Lineage: Eukaryota; Metazoa; Arthropoda; Arachnida; Ixodida; Ixodidae. Gene Ontology annotation, biological process: retrograde transport, endosome to Golgi; phospholipid translocation. The record is from RefSeq and is a predicted model, not a curated record.
UAGCGAAAGGCGGAAGCGCUGCGCCAAGGGGACCAAGCGACGGCAGCUCCGUACAGCCCGCCUAGUCAGCAAUGACAUCGAUGCCGCGGUGUCAAUCGUCAAUUCUGAUCUUGUUGGCCAAGCUUCAAGCCAGAGAAACAUGACAAGUGUGACCUCUGCUGGUCUAUCCGGGGCCAUGCAGUCUUUGAGCGAGACUGUCUUCAUGGCUUCAAUUAGCCAGUGGCUCUCAUGGGGUGCGUCAGUGGCCAUGAUCUUUGGUGGAGUUGUUCCUUACAUUCCCCAAUACCGGGAGAUCAAGAAGACUAGAAAUACAGAUGGCUUUUCAACCUGGGUCUGUCUAGCACUGUUGGUGGCCAACACCUUAAGGAUACUAUUUUGGUUUGGACGUCCUUUCGAGCUUCCAUUGUUGGUCCAGAGUGUUGUUAUGUCUGCCAGUAUGUUCCUUAUGCUCCGACUUUGUGUGAAGACACGCAACCUUAGUACCAUCGUGCCUCAGCCAAGGCACGCAUUUGCAGAAAAACCAAGUGAAAACCCUGCCUGCCUCCAGAUGGUGGAUGUGGCCAUUCGAGACCUCACCCUCUGGGAUUCUCCAUGGCGUCACUUUUGGGCAUGGACAGACUUCCUGAGUUAUGUAGAAUUCAUGGCCACCUUUGCACUCUGCUCGGGGUCCCUCUUGUACCUGCUGCUUGAUGUAGAGAUCGUGGUUGAGGCUGUAGGCUUCGUAGCUUUACUCACUGAAGCUCUUCUAGGGCUGCCUCAAUUCUGGCGUAAUAUGCGGAACCAGUCUACUCAUGGCAUGAGCAACCAGAUGGUGCUCAUGUGGACUAUGGGUGAUGUUUUUAAGACUGUCUACUUCAUUAUGCGGUCAGCGCCAUUCCAGUUCUGGGUUUGUGGCAGCCUUCAGGUAUCCCUCGAUAUUGCCAUCCUGAUACAGGUGGCAUGGUAUAAAUACAAACCAGCAUCCUCAAAGGUUCUCAAACGCAGCAGUCAUAUCAGCUGACGAUGGCUGGUUAGAGAUGGUGCUCAUGUGUUUGUGACCUUAGUCUUUACUACAGUGGGCUUUUUGUGACUGAAAUGCAUUUGUCUGCACUUUGUUUGAUAUUGAGUUAUGAUUAUAUAUAUCACACUUUCCUUAGCCUCCUUCAUGCCAAAAAUAUGUGGAGCAAGCAUCAAAAUGCUUUUGUUAUCUUUUGACAAGCAGCAUCCUGUGUUUUUUUAAUAUGUAUUUGUAUGAUAUAAUUCCCCCCAGACAUUAUUAUCAAAUGCAAGCUGCAUAAAGAAAUAUGUAGGUAAAUGACAAGCUGGCUGUCAGAGUUCAUGUCGCAGCAAGCUAAAAUUGCAUUAUUCAGAUGAAUACUUUACUAGAUUAUUUAUGGCUUUUUUUUUUCCACUUCAGUGUUGUCUUUCAUGUAGCCUUUUAUGAAGUAGUGCACAUACAUCUCAUGUUAUGUUUUUUUGUGAGUUGUGAGGUUGGACAGUUGAUCUCAAAAAGUGGAUGAACAUUUCAUGCAGAAAGAGGGGCCUGUCUGCUAAUUGAGCACUUCAUGCAGAAACCUCACUAGGGAGCUUCCAUAAGCACACAGGGUCACCUUAUAUGCAUCCAGCUGUUUGUCUCUAUUGAAAUGUGGAUGCCUUGCUAUGCUUGCUGAAAAGGUGGCUUAAGAGAAUUAGUGCCUUACACUUUAGUGCUCUGUGGGAAGCUCGACAUAAAUGUUGCUAGGGCCCAGUUGUGAAUUUCCUGUAGUUGUUUGUUGGUUAAAAAUAUGUACUGUUGCACUCGAGGUCUGUUUUUGCAGACGUCCUUUAACACAGCAACUUCAGUUUGAUACCAUUAUCAUUCUUUAUAAAUUUGCUUGUUCUCUUCAAGAAAGAUUAAGUUUGAAAAGCCUGGAAACCAUGCUGAUCUGUUUGGCUUGUUGUUUUGCUAAGUAUAUAGUAUAUAACAAAAACAUUUUGUUAUAUGCUUUUAUAUCAUAGUAUAUGUAUUAUAUAGUGGUUCUAUAUACAGGUAGUGAAUUCUGUAUUGAAGAUGCUUGUUUUACCUUCUUUAUGUCUAGUUGUAGAUCCUUGUGAUGCCGACCUUCAUAGAUACCAGUAAAUCAGCUUUUAGCGUAAGGUUUAUGUGGAGUGACUCUACGCUUUCAUAAUUACACACAGCUUUAUGUGGUGCUAGCGUGAGCCCUUUAGCCUGGACCGUACAGUGCCUAAUCUUGUUUUGCAUAUCAUACAGCCUAGUUAAAGCCCCUGCUCUGCAAAGUACAUUGAAAAUAUUCUUUUAUGAAUGAAAUGUUUGGUGAGUGAUGGAUUGCUUACCCCUAUAUUCAGAAAUGCCCCUUGACUUGAACUUGACUUGCCACUGCCUUUUUUGCAGCACAAAUGCACUUCAAAAAUGCUGUAUUGAAAGUGCUGGCAAGUUAAAUUCAUGUCAAGGAGCUUUUCUGAAUACGGGGGUUUAUAAGCAAUUGCACAUUAGUUAUAAAAUAAAAUUUCAUACUAAAUGUGAAAUGCCCUGACAGAUAAUAUAUAUCAGGUAAGCAGUUAUGCCAACACAGCACAGGUAGUUUCGCAAAGUAUUUUGGCAGGUGCUUAGGGGAAUUUUCAUGUGAUACCAUACCAUGCACUCAUAUCUUAUUAUAUUGACAUAGAACGUUCUAUAUCCACGUUUAAAAUUAAAGGGGUUUUAUAACACUUUUUGAGCUAUGUCAGAAAAUGCUGCCAAUUGAAAGUCAAGGCUCCUGCAAACAUGCAGUUCAAACAUUAUGCAGCACACGGUAUGGAAUUCACAAUAAAUUUUUUUAGUCAGCUAUAAAUAGCUCACUCUUCUCUUGACAAGUGAUGCCAUAAGCUCAAUUUGGCUUAUGACACUGAUUUGGAUUAUAGUCAUUGGCUGGUUUGAGCACCAUGAGCUGCGUAGUUACUACAGCUAUUUCGUGACAUUGUAAUAUGCCCGAGCCAAGCUCUGUAGUGGUAGAAUUGGACACAAUAUAGGGUCUCAUGGUCAUACUGAAAGGGUGCCACACAUUUUUUACACACACAAAAAAACUCAAGUUCAUAGCAUGUGCUCACAUAUGGGACCUAGCUUGUCUCCCUCUUGUAGCAGACCCCUUCCCCCCCCCCCCCCCCGCUCAUUGGGACGAUAAGUGGGGAUAAGAACUGAAAGCAUGUGGCAAAUCCCUAUGAAUUUGCUUGUGCUUAACAAAUUCUAAUCAUUUUCAUGAGCCAAUUCAUGAGCCAAUAAACUCGGAGAGUGAGGUCAUUUUGUGAUUACUUCGAAAAGUGUUGGAGGGCCUCUUUAAGGUACUUCGUCCUGGCAGUCACUAUGGUAAACUUGUCAGGACAACAGCUAAAUUCACUGAGCAUUGCGUUUCCCACCUGUUCGCUAAGCUAGCUAGCUGUCUUCAGGGCUGAACUCUUAAGCAGCGGUUCUCAGCCAUGGAUAUUUCAGGGACCCUUUGUAAACCAGUGGAACCGAUGGGGGACUCCUUGCAGUAAAAGAGAGGAGGGGAGAGUUAUAAAUUAAUGCUACGUACUGCAUGAAAUAGGCACAUUUUAUUUUCACAUGGAAUAGAAUGGUCAAACAAAACUGCCGCAUCAAUUUGAUCUCAACACUUUAAUAAGUUGUGCUGUCUGCAACGACAUUCGACCUCUGUCUAGCUAUGUUUGGUGUUCAAAUAUGCAAGCCGAGAAAAAGCAUGAUCGCAUGCAUAUGUCGCAAAAAACUAACAAAAUCUUUACAGUCAUCUCAUUGAGAAGGAUAAACGUGUCAGAUCCUCGGUAAUGCAAACUUGUUAUGCAGUAAAACAUAUUAAAAAAAUCGGAAGGGGCUGCUGCCACUAGACAUGUCACGAGGCUCAUGAGUGUUGUGGGCCACCAAAAAUGGCUGAACAGGCCCUUAAUCUGAGAACGGCUGCUAUAAAAUGCAGGAACUUUAAAAUUUGUCUUAUUGGAAGUUCAGUGUCAGCUAAUAUGUGGAAAUAAAUAAAUAUUCCCAAAGGAUUUCAUCACUAGAAAAUCGGCUUUUACAGUGUACUAUACUUUUAAACUACUAUAGUGACAAACAGGUAAAAUUGUAUGCCAAAGUGAGAAAGCUUAAUUACAGGGCAAGAAAAUGCGUAGGCAGGAAAGCUAUAAAUUAUGGUGAAAGUUAUCCCAGGUACUGUUUUUUUGUGCAUUUUCAUAUUUUAGUUUUUGUUUUUCUCUGCUCUUAAACUGAAGUAUUGUAUGCAAGUUGCCUAGCAAUGUAUAUAAAUGUGGAGGUGUCUAGAUUGUCUUCUUUUUUUUUUGGUUCACUUUCUUGAGGUGCACUGUGAAACUGCUCAGACUUUUGCAAAAUGAAGUGCUGUUUCAGCUUCAAUACAUGACUUGUGAGCAUCUUGUAACUAUGGUGGUACGAAAAUGAACUUUGGACUCUUAGCACAGUAAUGUAGCAAAGUCUUCUGCAUUUGUUGUCAAGUGUGGGUUUGUGCUUCAUUUUGGACAAGAUUGUGCUUCAUUGUUAUACAGUCGAUCCCGGAUAUGUCGAACUCAGAGGAGAUUGCUAAAUAGUUCAAUAUAUCGAUAAUUCGAAAUGCAGGAUAUGUCUAUUUAAGAGUUGCCUUGUAACGGUGCGUGUUUCGGAGCGGUUUCCAGAGUUUGUUCCUGGCAGGAGCUUGCCUAUUUGCGGGGAAUAUUUAACAAAAAAGCACGAGAACAAUUACACUUUAUUUGGCAUGAAAGAAGUCCGUGACUUUAGAUUGCCUCUUAAUUUUUAGCCAUGAAAUUCAUAAGGCCAUUCUCAAUAUUGUUCAGCCUCUUCAGAUAGUCUAGUCCUGUGCCUUUGAUAGCGCCACAGUAGCAGCGAGUGAGGCUGAAUUCCGACGAAGGUUUUGCAGCGAUGCACAGUUGCUUCGACGCAUCGUCGGCAUCAUCAUCGCUGCUCAGGUCCGCUGCAUCGACACCGGCGACAUCGGACACAAUUUUCGCAUCGGUGCGGUCUGAAAUGGCUUGCACCUCACCAUCAGCAUUGAUGAAAUCGGUCACUGUGGCCCCAUCAGCGAUGGCACCCGUGAACGCAGAGAGCUGGCCGAAGUCGUCGCCGAGGCAUUAUAGGUCGUUGGCUGCUGUCAUAUCGCUCCCAAGGUGGUCAGGGGAUUCUAAUAGGCCAGCUUUACUAAAGCAGUUUACGACUGUGGUUUUCUUCACAUUGUUCCAUGCUCGAGUCAUUAUUUGAAUCGUUCUGAGCAGGUUGAUUUUCAGUUCGACCUCCAAACGAAGGUUGAUCAGGAGCCGUUGCACCAGAUGUCGCCUGUAUCCUAUCUUAAGUGCUUUGAUAAUGCCUUGGUCAAAAGGCUGUAACCUUGCCAUGGUGUUGAGUGUCAAAAACUUGAUAGUGAUUCUUUUCAAGUGGCUAACAACGUGGUGUGGAGAACAAUUGUCUACAAGAAGACAAAUGUUGCGAUCUGCCUUCUCCAAUUUGGCACCCACAAGCGCGGAUUGACUCAGAGAAAAGGUCCCGUGUCAUACACACGCUUUUUUAUUAAAAGCGUAUCGGACCGGGAGGCUCUUCGGUUUCUUGAAGCAGCGCAGCAACUUGCUCUUGCCGAUAAAAAACGGCCGCAGCUUACAAGAACCAUCCAAGUUCACUGCAAGCAGAAUUGAAACGCACACUUUGCUCAUCUUACCCCCAUGACAGGAAGACCCCUUCAAGUCCAACGUCUUGUUCGUCAACAUCGGCCAGAACAGCGCCGUUUUAUCGGCGUUGAAAAUAUCUAACGGCGAAAAGCUGUCGUGAAUUUUCGGCCAUUUUUGGACAGCCACUUUUUUGUAUCCUGGCUGUUUGUCGCUCUACUUUCGCCGGACAAGGUUUUUUUAAUGAUGACGUAACGGUUUUUUAAGCAUUUUGCCAGCUGGUGCCACCAAUGAAAUCAUCGACCCUCAAGACCACAGCAAACCAUUUCGCUUUCUCCAUCAACAUCGGUCCGUUAAUAGGGAUAUUUUUUGCCCGAGUUUUCAAAAAGCAGGCGUAUAGUACCUUCUCAACUUUGUCGUACUCCUGAGUACCUUCUCAACUUUGUCGUAUGCAGGAGUACGCACGUGAUAAGCUUAAGAAUGGCACGACUGGGCAGCCUAUGCCUUUACAUCGACUUCGUUCUUCAAUAUCGUGCUUAACGUGCUUCGAGAAAUGCCGAAUGCUUCUGCGACCAAUGACUUCUUUUCGCCAGCCUCCACACGCCGAAUGAUGUUGGUUUUUGAUAGCCAAGUCUAAGUUCUUCUGUUUUUCACGUCCAUGGUCACCAGCAUCAGCAGAUAUCGUGCACACCGUGAUCACAAGUCGGAAGCGUGAAAGCGGCGAAAGCUACACACAAACAAAGCAACAAGGGCAACUGGAAAUAGUGGCUGAAUCUGUUAAAACCAGCCAGAACAUGAUUCAAAACAUGCUCUCGGCGAUGGUGAUGGCACUUAGGCUUUCACAGCACGCAGCUGCAACAUUUGUAAAAACAUAGAACGAGGAAAAAAGCCGCCAGAGAUAUAUAGUUCGCAAAGGCAUGGCCUUCGAGAUUGGAAAUACCCACGAGGUGCAGGUGAGAACAGAUAUUGAAGGCUAUGCUUUUGGCUAUUGCAUGUUCGAAUGCAUGAAAGCGGAAAUAGUUUCGACGCGCACGCACAAAGAGGGUUCUUAAUUUUUUCGUUGCAUGACUGAAUUGUCAGGGCACUAGUGCAGCGAAGCGUUCGAUAUAUCGAAUGCGCCAGCAUAUGAUAGUUUGAUAUGCAUGCACAUGUUUCCUAUACUUUUACAUAGGAUUUUCAAGGAGAUUUUUUGUCUGUUCGAUAUAGCCAAUACGAUAUAUCUGAGUUCGAUAUACCCGUGAUCGACUGUACAUAUCAAUGCAAUGACUGUACCUCAUUUCGUACAUAGCAGGCAGUGCAGAAGUGGCACUUAUAGUGGAGUUAUGGACGACUCCUUCCAUCUGCUGACAGGGUACUUUUUUUUUUCAUCUGCAACUCUGUGUACGAAAUUUUGGCUUGAUAUAGCAGUGCAGUUUGGUGUUACAUCAAAUCACACGUUAUGUAUUUGUAGUCCUUUGCGUGUGACUUAUUUGCACUGUUUUCACUACCAAAACCACGAUGUGAUGAUAUGACUAUGAGACAUGCCACACUGGUGUACUUCGAAUAGAGUUUUAUCAUCUGGGGUUCAUUAAGGUGCAGCUAAAUUUAAGUGCAUGGGUGUAAUUGCAUUUUGCCCCCAUUUAAAUCCACCAAUAAUGGGAACCCAUGACUUCCAACUUAGUAGUGCUAUACCUUAGCUUACUGAGCUACUGUUGUGCAUAAUUUGGAUUGCCAGUGUGUGAUGUAUUAUGUUUUAAUUGCAAGAAGACUUGUUACACUGUGGUCACUGAUGGCUGAAAUGUGUUACUCUACUCAUACAUACUAUACUGACAGUGCAAGCAGGUGAAGUACAUAGAAAGAAGUAAACGAUUCAAGAGGAAGUGAUUAAGUGGCUAGUUUCUUAUUGAACACAACCUAAUAAUCAAAUGGGUAUGAAAGCCAAGGAAAGCAUAGGGUGCACUUAUAAUUUGUAGUUAUCAAUUGAAGUUUAGUAAUUUUGAUGUUAAGGGAACUUAACUUAAGUAGGUGACAAAGAAACUACUUGCUGCUUGUGGGGAUCAAACCCCUUAUCAAAAAACGAGACUUCUGACUAACGAAUGAAGGGCGCUGUUAUAAACCACAAAUAUAUGAGAAAUGAACUAUGCAUAAAUUAACAAUGUGCCUAAGUCCUUAAAGCUGUGCAUGCUGUUAGUAUAAUACCAAUCAUCUAUAUUGACUUGCCCAAUUACCUACAGUUCUACUCUGCUUGUUCAUAGACAUAUCUGCAUGCCUUCUGUAAAAGUGUGUAAUUAUACUAUAUUUUGCAAAACUUUCAACAUCAUCAAGUUAUAGGAUGUAUAAAUAUAUCUUCCUUGCAUAUUUAAUAUAAUAUUCUUUAGCUGCAAUUGUGAGCAGUAAGUGAAGUGGCAGCAGCCUUUCCAUUGUUGCCUGCCAUGUACUAAAUGAGGUAUAUAUAGUUAUUUAAAUUGUUAUUUUAAAAAAAUGGCAGGGCGUUGUGGUAGUACAAAUGGGGCACUUUUGUUUUGCAGCCAUGUUUUGGCCAUAGUUAUAAAAAUAUUGAUGUUGUUGAUUGUAAGUGCAUUAAUGCUAUAUUCAUGGUUGUGUCUCCUUCUGUAAGUACACAAUCCAGUGUGUAAACAAUGUUAGUUGUUAGCACUGUGAAGUUUCUAUGGGUGUUUACUUCCUGAAAAGUUUUGAAAUUAUCAAAUCUUGCUGUUUGAGGUAUGUGACAUAUAAAAUGUUAAUGUGCAUUGUACUUUUCUCAUUUUCUGAAAUGUUAGGGGAAACUAGUGAGCUAUAUGUACCUAGAGGUGCCAACUAUCUUUUGAAAACUAGGUUUAUGUGGCUUUAGCUGCUUGUGUGGUUUAUUUCUUCAUGCUCUUUACUAUAGUGCCUAAAUAUUUAAUUCUACAUAUUGUAAAGAUCUUAGACCUGUACAAAAUGCCUAAUGUAUUGCUACAGUUGAAUACAGAAACUGCUUGUGAUCUGCAAUUUCAUUUCCAACACUCUCGGAAAUUCUAUAUGGGGUGUAGGAGUGCUUACCAAAGAACAUAUAUACACAUUAGUGCUUGGUGGCAACUGUUGAUGCUGAAUAGUAAAUGUUUUGGUGCCAUGCUUAUCAAGUUUACAGGCUAUCAGUCUGAUUUUCAGGCUGACAGCACUGCAUUUGUUCUGAUACUGUGAAUUGAUGAUUUUUGUUGGUACAUGUAACUGUUAUGCUCAUUUUCUUGCUGUCAAGAAAUGGAGAGGGCUACCGGCCGGGUAUUUGCUCUCACAGUUGUUAUUCUUGCCAUUUGUGGGCUGCAACUACAUUGCAAUAUGACGCUCAAGAACACUGCAGCUGAAGAUUGUUCCAAUGAAAUCUGUCCAUAAAACUGGGCCAUCUUUUCAUGACAUUGGCCCGAGUUUAUGCUGUUUGCUAAGUCCUUAAAUAUUCUGUGUCAUGGGUACAACCAGCUGUGGGUGCUACUGUUUGUGAUGGUGGUGACUGUGGCAUUUAAAGGUACUUAGUUUCCACCCUACUGGAAAGGACAUUUUUCAUUUGUGUCAUUUAGCAAAUUCUAUUGUGCUCUGAAAUUCUGUAAAUAACUUACCGUUAAAAGGAGAAAACUUUGUGUAACAUUGAAAACCGGUGUACUGUGAAAAAAAAAAAAGAGCCCAACAGAACCACCUGUUGAUGUAAAUUUUUCCUCUCUAUUAAAUGAGAAAUACAGCCUGUUCCUGCCAA